Molecule: messenger RNA, 735 nt
Organism: Vairimorpha ceranae
Lineage: Eukaryota; Fungi; Microsporidia; Nosematidae
Product: m-phase inducer phosphatase
Exons: 1
Coding region: 1-735 (244 amino acids)
Biological process (GO): positive regulation of G2/M transition of mitotic cell cycle; G2/M transition of mitotic cell cycle; positive regulation of G2/MI transition of meiotic cell cycle
Cellular component (GO): cytoplasm; nucleus
Molecular function (GO): protein tyrosine phosphatase activity
Source: RefSeq, a predicted model, not a curated record
AUGGUCUCUGGUAAUACAAACAGCUCUAAUAUAAUAUCAAGUGAAAAUGACAUUCAUUUCGAUAAUAGAGAUGUAUACAAUGAAAAGCCUUUCGUAAAUUCUUAUGAAUUUUCGAGCGAUGAAGUUAUUAAUUGUGGAAUAGAAUAUGACCCCUUCAAUGAAAAUAAGCCUAAAUUUAACAAUAAAAAAGAAAAGAACUGGUUAUUUCAUUAUAAUUCUUGCUACAAGAAAGCCUUGUCAUUGCCACUUAUCAAUCGAGAAUACAAUAUAAAUUUUUAUAAAGACUCUCCUAAUGGAGAAUUUUUUUCUUUACCUACACUUGGAAUAGGUCGAUCGGACAGCAUACAACGAAUAUCUGCUGAUGUUUUAAAUGACUUACUUAAUGGUAAAUAUAAUAUAGAUUAUACAAUUAUAGAUUGUAGAUUUUCAUAUGAAUAUGAGGGGGGACAUAUUAAAAGUGCUGUAAAUAUAAAUAAUACUCAAAAAGCUAAAGCUCUUUUUAAAAACCCAAAAGUUUUAAUAUUUCAUUGUGAAUUUUCAUCAGUUAGAGCACCAAAACUAGCACAUUACAUAAGAAAUUUAGACAGAAAAUCAAACAUUUAUCCUAAACUUACGCUUCCUGAAAUUUAUAUACUACAAGGAGGCUAUAAAGAAUUUUUCAUAAAAUAUAAAGAGAUGUGUUUUCCUAAAAAUUAUAUUACUAUGGAAGAGGGUAGGCAUAGAUAUAGUAAAUAA